AUGAAAAAUAAAUUGGCACGACUUGGUCUUGAAUUAUCUUCAGAUGAGGAAGAAGAGGAGAAAGAAGAUGAGAAAAAGGAAAAUGGAGAAGAAAAGGAUGAGGAAGAAAAAGAGGAUGGGGAAGGGGAGCAAAAUGAUGAGGAGGAAGACAAAGAAGAAGAGGGAAAGGAAAAAAAAGACGGGGAAGAGGAUGGUGAUAAUAGUAAUGAAUCUUUUGAAACGGCUAAGGAUAUAAUUAUGGUUAAAGACGAAAAUAUUGAAGCUUUCGAACGCUACGCAUCAAAAAUGAGUAAAAAUAGUGACGAUAAGAAGAAGGAGGAGGGUAAAAUUGAAAAAGAAGAUGGUAGGGAGGAGGUUUUCAGAGGUUACCGCUUCCCUCAUAGUGAGGAUAAGGAGGAGGAGGAUAAAAUUAAAAAGGAAGUUAAUGAAGAAGACAAUGAUUGGGAAGAAACUUAUAGACGUUACUGCUUAUCAAAAAUGAGUGACGAUAAUGAGGAGGAUAAAAUAGAAGAAGAUGAUGGUAGGAAAGAGGAUUAUAGACGCUACUGUUUAUCAAAAAUGAGUAAAAAUAGUGGCAAUGAGAAGAAUAAAAUUGAAGAGGAAGAAAGUGAUGAUGAAAUGGAAAAUGAUGAAGAAGAAAAAUUGGAGGCAGAAGAAAAGUUGAAUAAUUCUAUGAAUUCAAGUCCUCUUAAAAAUGGAAGUUGUAAUAAUAAACGUUUGCAUACAAGUACGUCUAAUUCAUUGGAAAUGCCGCAAUCAAGCAAAAUGAAACGUGUAUUGAGCUACAUUGAGGAACAAGCACAAGAAGAAGGAGAACAUGGAGGAGUAGCUGGGCCUUCAACAAGUUGGCCGACUCAAUAUUUACAUCAAAGACCGGCUCCUUAUUUAAACAAGAAACAGGCUCCUAUUUCUAAUAAUACAACUCGAGAAGAAGAGGAGAAUGUUGCAAGAAGAGGAGAAGAAGAGGAGGCUAAGGUAAAAUCAUUGAGGGGAGAAAAGUUUAUAAUUUUUUUGGUGAGUUGGGGAAAUUUUUUUUAGUAGUUUAUGAGUCCAAGGCUCCAAAAAAGGGUACUUUUUAGUUCUGCCCCUUCCCCGCUCUCAUAUAUUCGAAAUUGGCCUUGUGGUUGUUUGGUCUACUCCCGAAAAUUAUUUUCCGAUUUUUUUACUAAAUGAAAAAAAUUUUUAUGCCUUACUGGCUUCAAG
Molecule: messenger RNA, 1203 nt
Organism: Meloidogyne enterolobii
Lineage: Eukaryota; Metazoa; Nematoda; Chromadorea; Rhabditida; Meloidogynidae
Source: the annotation of a GenBank genome assembly